Linnemannia hyalina is the source of this 690-nucleotide messenger RNA. NCBI's taxonomy places the organism in Eukaryota, Fungi, Mortierellomycota, Mortierellomycetes, Mortierellales, Mortierellaceae. The record is from the annotation of a GenBank genome assembly.
AUGCUUAAGACUUCCUUCAUCGCCAUGGCCGCCGCUGCCUGCCUCGCCAUUCUCUCCUACACCCCCAUGACCGAAGCCCACGUCGGUCUCCGCUCCCCCUGCCCCCGCUACGGCUCCUUUGCCGGCUGCCCCGCCCCUCCCAAGGGCCAGUCCGUCGACUAUGACCUCAACUCGCCCAUCGGUACCCACGACACCAUCGGCUCGCCCAUCUGCAAGCACACCGUCGCCGCCUCGAAGCGUCAGACCUUCAAGGCCGGCCAGACCAUCAAGACCGAGUACUCGAUCGGCGCCUCCCACGGUGGUGGACACUGCCAGUACGCCCUCUCCUACGACAAGGGUAAGACCUGGGUCGUCAUCAAGACCGUCCUCCGCGACUGCUUGAAGGGAACUGUCUCCACCUCGAAGUACUCUGUCAGCGUCAAGAUCCCCGACUCGGCUCCCUCUGGUAACGCCGUCUUCAUGUGGCUCUGGAACAACGCCGUCGGAAACCGUGAGUUGUACUCCAACUGUGUCGACAUCAAGAUCAACGGAAAGAACGGUGGUCAGAUCAAGGGUGUUGUUCCCCUUAUUGCCAACUAUGGUCCCAAGUCCCCCCUCAUCGGCGAGUUCCCCAACGCCAACCAGCCCGAUGGUAGCAACCUCUUCGCCAAGCGCAAGUCUAUCACCGUCAAGGUCGCCAAGGCCAAGUAA